AUGGCAGGAAUCUUAGCCUGGUUCUGGAACGAGAGGUUUUGGCUCCCUCACAAUGUCACCUGGGCGGACCUGAAGAACACGGAGGAAGCCACCUUCCCGCAGGCUGAGGACCUCUAUCUCGCCUUCCCCUUGGCCUUCUGCAUGUUAAUGGUACGGCUCAUCUUCGAGAGAUUUGUAGCCAAACCAUGUGCCAUAGCCCUCAACAUUCAAGCCAAUGGACCACAAAUUGCUCAGCCAAAUGCCAUUCUGGAAAAGGUUUUUACUGCAAUUGCAAAGCAUCCUGAUGAAAAGAGAUUGGAGGGCCUCUCCAAGCAGCUGGACUGGGACGUUCGCAGCAUUCAACGCUGGUUCCGACAAAGACGCAACCAGGAGAAGCCAAGCACACUGAAGAGGUUCUGUGAGAGCAUGUGGAAAUUUUCAUUUGGCCUUUAUAUAUUUACCUAUGGAGUCCGGUUCCUGAAAAAGACCCCCUGGCUGUGGAAUACAAGGCACUGCUGGUACAACUACCCCUAUCAGCCACUCACGCCUGACCUUCACUACUAUUAUAUCCUGGAGCUGUCAUUUUAUUGGUCUUUAAUGUUUUCCCAGUUCACUGAUAUCAAAAGAAAGGACUUUGGCGUUAUGUUCCUGCAUCACCUUGUAUCUAUUUUUUUGAUUACCUUUUCAUAUGUCAACAACAUGGCCCGAGUAGGAACCCUAGUCCUCUGUCUCCAUGAUUCAACCGACGCUUUUCUAGAGGCUGCCAAAAUGGCAAAUUAUGCCAAGUUUCAGAAAAUUUGUGAUCUCCUGUUUGUUACGUUUGCCAUGGUUUUUAUCACCACACGACUGGGUAUAUUUCCUCUCUGGGUGUUAAAUACCACAUUAUUUGAAAGUUGGGAGAUUGUUGGACCUUACCCUUCCUGGUGGGUUUUUAACCUACUGCUGUUGGUAAUACAAGGCUUGAACUGCUUCUGGUCUUACUUGAUCGUAAAAAUAGCUUGCAAAGCUAUUUCAAAAGGCAAGGUGUCCAAGGAUGAUCGAAGUGAUAUUGAGUCUAGCUCAGAUGAGGAGGACUCGGAACCUCCAGGGAGUAACCCUCAUGCUGCGACCGCCACCAAUGGGACCAGUGGUACCAACGGGUAUCUCCUCACUGGCCCUUGCUCCAUGGAUGAUUAAUUACUCAAAACUACAAGUCCCAAAUAAAGUGAACUGUUUGUUCCUGGAAGUAUUUAAUAAGUUGCAAAUGCAGUUCCUUUCAUAAUCUCUCAGCACC
This is a messenger RNA of Eubalaena glacialis (North Atlantic right whale), 1252 nucleotides long. Its product is annotated as ceramide synthase 6-like. Lineage: Eukaryota; Metazoa; Chordata; Mammalia; Artiodactyla; Balaenidae. Gene Ontology annotation, molecular function: DNA binding; sphingosine N-acyltransferase activity. Gene Ontology annotation, cellular component: membrane. Bases 1 to 1155 code for a protein of 384 amino acids. The transcript has a single exon. Gene Ontology annotation, biological process: ceramide biosynthetic process. The record is from RefSeq and is a predicted model, not a curated record.